Molecule: messenger RNA, 5671 nt
Organism: Alosa alosa (allis shad)
Lineage: Eukaryota; Metazoa; Chordata; Actinopteri; Clupeiformes; Clupeidae
Gene: ino80
Product: INO80 complex ATPase subunit
Exons: 37
Coding region: 164-5059 (1631 amino acids)
Biological process (GO): DNA repair; DNA-templated transcription; chromatin remodeling
Cellular component (GO): Ino80 complex; nucleus
Molecular function (GO): ATP-dependent chromatin remodeler activity; DNA binding; ATP hydrolysis activity
Source: RefSeq, a predicted model, not a curated record
CUCUCUUCUACUGCCGACCCUACGCUCUCAGAAUCACUCUGUACCCACAACCGCCAUUUUGGAGGCAGAGAGCGCAGAGUUGGCAGCAGCAGAGAUCGAACGAAAAGGGGGACACGGGGCCCAAGUAAGUGUCUGUGCCCUAUAUGGACCGUCGUGCAUCUCUAUGGCCUCUCAGCAAGAUGAGACAGACCCCACAGCCUGCCCAAAGCUGGCCAAGCCAGUUCACAUGCAGUACCUGGAGCGGUCACUGAGAUUGGAUUCCUUCUUGCAGCAAACAGCCAAUACGUUUAAUGGAGACAUUUCCAGUGAGGACAGUGAUGACUCUUUGGCGGAGGGGCCCUCUCUUUUGGCCUCAAACCCACACGCUCCUCUCCAGGCAAUCAAAGAAAAGCCUGCAGACCUCACAGAGUGUGGGAGAAGGACCAGGUUGACAGAAAGCAGCCCAAUGAAUGGAGCUGUGCUGUUAGAGCAAAAUAAAGGAAGUUUGUACAAUUUUUCCAAGCUGAAGAAGAGCAGAAAGUGGUUGAAGGGCAUUCUCUUAGGAGACGAUUCUGAUUCAGAGUCUGACUUGAGUGAUUCAGACUUCUCUAUGUCCCAUGAAGAGCUACAAGACAUGCUGCGGCUCCACAAACUCACCAAACUCCAUCAGAGCAGGUUUCAUUCAGACCGUGAGCUGCAGCAAUAUCAGUAUUACAGUACAGGUCUUCUCUCCUCCCAUGACCCCUUCUAUGAACAACAGCGACAACUUUAUGGGCCAAAGAAGAAGAAGUUCAAGGAGGAAAAGAAAUCAAAACUGAAAAAGGUAAAGAAGAAGAAGAAAAGGGGAGAUGACUUCUGUGCAGAGGGACGGCCAUAUGUCACCAAAAUCUUUGCCAAGUUUACUCAUGAUAUUCCUCUUCCCUUGUCUAAGAAGAAGCACUUAACCAUUGAGCAACUAAAUGCAAGGAGACGAAAAGUCUGGCUUACCAUUGCAAAAAAAGAGAACCCAAAGGCAUUUAAACAGAAAGCAUCAGCGAAAAACUUUGUUCUGUCUAAUGCCAAAAAGUUGGCACACCAGUGCAUGCGUGAGGUACGUCGCGCUGCUAUCCAGGCCCAAAAGAACUGCAAAGAGACUCUGCCACGUGCCCGUCGGCUCACCAAGGAAAUGUUGCUCUACUGGAAGAAAUAUGAGAAGGUUGAGAAGGAGCACCGCAAGCGUGCCGAGAAAGAAGCUCUUGAGCAGCGCAGACUUGAUGAGGAGAUGAAAGAGGCAAAGAGACAGCAGAGAAAGCUGAACUUCCUCAUCACACAGACAGAGCUAUAUGCUCACUUUAUUGGUAGCAAACAGAACCUGGCAGGAGGGCACAGCACCCAAGAUGAGAUCCUGAAGAAACUGGAGGACAAGACUUCCCAGAGGCAAAUUGAUAUUGGUGGAGGGGUCAUUGUGAACAUGGGCCAGGAAGAUUAUGACUGUGAAUACUACAAGGCACAGGCUCUGAGAAAUGCCAAAGAGGCCUAUCAGAUCCACCAGACCAGGACCAGAUUAUUUGAUGAGGAGGCAAAGGACAGUCGUUCUGCAUCUCUCCAUGUGGCCAGUAUAUCUGGUUCAGGAUUUGGAGAAAGCUAUAGCUUGGCCAACCCAUCGAUUCGUGCAGAGGAAGACAUUCCGCAGCCCACUAUUUUUAAUGGAAAGCUGAAGGGUUAUCAGCUGAAAGGCAUGAAUUGGCUAGCUAACCUUUAUGAGCAGGGCAUCAAUGGCAUUCUUGCAGAUGAGAUGGGUUUAGGCAAAACAGUCCAGAGCAUUGCUCUGCUGGCUCACCUUGCAGAGCGUGACAACAUUUGGGGACCAUUCCUCAUAAUUUCACCUGCCUCAACUCUCAAUAAUUGGCACCAGGAAUUCUCUCGUUUUGUGCCUAAAUUCAAGGUUUUGCCAUACUGGGGUAAUCCUCAUGACAGAAAAGUCAUCAGGAAGUUCUGGAGCCAGAAAACUCUGUACACCCAGGACGCCCCCUUCCACGUUGUCAUUACAAGCUACCAACUUGUGGUACAAGAUGUCAAGUAUUUCCAGCGGGUGAAGUGGCAGUACAUGGUUCUGGAUGAGGCCCAGGCCUUAAAGAGUAGCACAAGUGUAAGAUGGAAGAUACUUUUACAGUUCCAGUGCAGAAAUAGACUUUUACUCACAGGAACUCCCAUUCAGAACACAAUGGCUGAGCUCUGGGCCCUUCUUCAUUUCAUCAUGCCCACUUUGUUUGACUCGCAUGAGGAAUUCAAUGAGUGGUUCUCAAAAGACAUCGAAAGCCACGCAGAGAAUAAGUCUGCCAUCGAUGAGAACCAGCUCUCCAGACUUCACAUGAUCCUUAAACCAUUCAUGCUCCGACGAAUCAAGAAGGAUGUGGAAAACGAGUUGUCGGAUAAGAUUGAGAUCCUGACAUAUUGCCAACUAACCAGUAGACAGCGUCUCCUGUACCAAGCUCUCAAGAAUAAGAUCUCCAUAGAAGACCUGCUGCAGUCAUCUAUGGGAUCCUCUCAGCAGUCUCAUAGCACUACUAGCAGCCUCAUGAAUCUUGUCAUGCAGUUCAGGAAGGUGUGUAAUCAUCCAGACCUGUUUGAGAGGCAAGAGACUCGUUCACCUUUUCACAUGACUCUCAAACCUUUCCGAAUUUCUAAGUUCAUGUACCGACAAGGCCUUCUACAUACAACAAACCAGAACAGGAUUAAGUUGCUUCAGGUUUUGCUCUCUCCAUUCUCUCCACAUUACAUUCAACAGUCCCUGUUUCACAGAAAUAGUGACGAUGAGCGAAGUUGCUUUUCGUUCCUACGCUUCAUCGAUGUCUCCCCAUCUGAGAUGUCCAACAUCAUGCUGCAGGGCAGUCUAAUUCGAUGGUUAGCGAUCGCUCUGUCCCAGAAGGACUCCUACCGGCUCUACAUGCGACGACUGUGGGCCAUGGAGAACCAGGAUCAGAAUGAGAAGCUAAAUACAAAAGAUAUGAUUCUGUGGCUCAACACACCAACCUCUUUCCCAAGCACACAUUAUAGUCCUGUCCUUCAGGAUUUGGUGUUCACCAGGCAUCAGCAAGGGUUGUUGACACCUGUGGAUGUACCUGGCCUUUGGAAACUUUCUUCAACUCCUGCUCUAAGACCAUGCCAGCCCUAUGAAUUACCCAAAUUCCUCCUCGCUGUUGUGCCAAGGGUGACAGCACCUCCAAUGGAGCGCUACUGUGAUGACCGCAGUGCUGAGUAUGAAGGGCGUCUAAUGCGGGCUGGAAGUUGCCAAGCUGCUAAGCAGUGCAUUCUGUAUGGAUCACCAGAGCUAGCCUCAGCCUGGGCUUCUCGAUCCCAGGUCUUCCACACAGAAUAUCUUGGUGGAGUGAUGGCACAAUACCCCAGACAUGGAUGGUCUUUCAUUAGGAUACCAGACAAAGAGACUCUAAUUACGCACAGUGGGAAGUUACAUACCUUGGAUAAGUUGCUCAGCAUGCUGAAGUCUCAAGGACAUCGCAUUCUCAUCUACUCUCAGAUGACUCGAAUGAUUGACUUGCUGGAGGAGUAUAUGGUUUACCGCAAGCACACAUACAUGCGUCUGGAUGGUUCAUCCAAGAUUUCAGAACGACGGGAUAUGGUUGCUGACUUUCAGAGCAGGACGGAUAUUUUUGUCUUUCUCCUUAGCACAAGAGCAGGAGGUCUAGGCAUUAACCUCACAGCAGCUGAUACAGUUAUAUUUUACGAUAGUGACUGGAAUCCUACUGUGGACCAACAGGCUAUGGACCGGGCUCACCGGCUUGGUCAGACUAAGCAGGUCACUGUAUAUCGCCUUAUUUGCAAGGGCACCAUUGAGGAGCGCAUCUUACAGAGAGCCAAAGAGAAGAGUGAGAUCCAGAGAAUGGUGAUAUCUGGAGGAAACUUCAAGCCAGAUACACUUAAGCCUAAAGAGGUGGUCAGUCUGCUUCUGGAUGAUGAGGAGCUGGAAAAAAAGUUGCGCCUGAGGCAAGAAGAGAAGAGACAGCAGGAAGAGAGCAGUAAAGUAAAAGACCGCAAAAGGAAACGGGAAAAGUAUGCUGAGAGGAGGAAAAAGGAAGAUGAGGUGGAUGUCAAACGGAGAAAGGAAGGAGUGAACCUCGUUAUCCCCUGCGCUCCCUCAGCAGACAAUUCCAAUUUAUCAGCAGAUGGAGAUGACUCCUUCAUGAGCUUGGAUAUGGACUCAGCAAUGCCUAGCCCUUUUAGCGAGAUCUCGUUGAGCAGUGAGUUGCAGCCGGGCUCCAUUGCUCCAGAUGAGAGCAGCAACGAUAUGCUGGUGAUUGUGGAUGAACCAGUGUCCUCUGCACCACAGUCCCGUGCCACAAAUUCGCCUGCCUCAGUCACUGGCACAGAUAACAUAAACGGAGUUUCAUCUCAGGAGAUGUCCAAUCCAGGCAAGGGGAAAGGUGGCCGGAGUCGUGGGCGGCCAAAAGGGUCAGGGGGGGUGGGGAAAUCCUCUGUGAAAGGCCGAGGACGCAAAUCAACAGCUGGCAGUGCAGCAGCAAUGGCAGGUGCUAUGGCAGGAGCAGCAGCGGCUUCAGCAGCUGCAUAUGCUGCAUAUGGGUUUAGUGUUUCCAAAGGUGUUACCUCAUCAGGCCCUCUACAGCCCUCAUUGACCAGGACUUCAGCCAUGCCAUGCACUGCUACAAGUAAUGCCUCCUCUGCUGUUACCAAGACUGGCACAAUUUCUCUUGGCCCACAGCAUGUAUCACACAGUAGCUCCCAUAUCCAUCACAACUCUGCCAAGAAAGAUGUCUAUAUCGGAAAGUUGACUCAUCUGUUCUUGGAAAAAUUGUUAAGAGAUUAUCAAAAACCAGAUUCACUCUUCUCAGCAAAGCUUGUCCACUUGGGUGGGUGGACCCAAAACACCAGCUCAACUCUGAGGGCUAUAUUUAGUAUCACAACACCGCUGCUUAUAUUUCUCUAUUCGUGUAAAAUAUUCAAAAUGUUCAGAUAUGCAUGCAAUGCAGGACCAAUCAGGACUCAAAGAAAGAGAAUCAAUGCAGAGCAAUUUGGCAUAAGAAAUGCACUACUCAAAACAUUACGUUUUUAUAGAACAUGUUGAAUAUUUGGUUGAUGUAAAAUGAACACCAGCUCAAAAUGUUUUAGAAAAGGGCUUGGUUGUAAUAUGACCAUAAAAACAGUUUUAAGGUGUCCCUAUAAUAGGUCUGUUGUUUCUUUUCCUCAGCCAUUUAAAUAUUUAUCCUUCUUUAAAUGAUCACUUACGAACUCUGGUGCAUCUGUAACUUAUAUUUCUUCCUGUUUCAAUUCCUUUUUCCAGUUCAUGUUUCAUUUAAACUUAUUUUAACUGAACUUUUGUCAGGUGUAUUAAAAAUGGAAUGUCCUGUCUGUCUUCCCCAUACAUUUCCUGAAUCAAUGCAUUCAAUGAUACUCAUUAAAGCCCUGAAAAAGAAGACUGAUCAGGAAAGACUGCUUUUACAGCCCUUCAUUGUGAAGAUCAAAUGUGUUGUGAUACCAGCAUCAAAUAUUUAAGUACUAAACAACUGUUUCUGCAAAUCCAGAAUUAAAAUAAUUUUAUAGGAUUAAAACAAAUGCAGGAAAAAUGUUAAUAGCUGCUUGAUCAGUUAUUUAACUGAUUGUAAUAACUUAACUUGAUGUACAAUGUAUGAUAUGUUUAUUGUUAAAUUAUGAAUAUAAUUGCAUUGAAACCAUGUUA